GCAACCUGGCCGGCCCAGUGCAGGGUCCAUGCCCAGUCUGGGGGCUGCCUGGGGGGACUCUGAUCCCACUGGUGUCCCUGUGAGGGGCAGGGCUGGGGGACAGUGAGUCACCUCUGUCCAGGUGGGGCCAGCAUCCACGGCAUCCAUCAGGGAGGGCACACUGUGCUGCUGGAGGGCACAGCUGAAAGAUGUGUCCCCAGCAAAGGUGAUGACCCUGGGUAUCCAUCUGCAGGAUCUAUGCUCCUCUGGAUGUGCUUGGAGGUGGCUGAGCUCUGGGGUUAAUUAGAACAUACGCUUCCCAAUUAAAGUCACAAAGAAAGAAGGUACUCGAUUCAAUCCAGCCCUUCCUCAGCUUAUCUGCCAAAUUCCCGUCUGUGGGAGCAGAUUUUAAUUGUGUUCACAGCAAUCUGGACCUGGCUGGAGCCCUCACCCCUGCACUGCUGGGGCUGUGGUGGCUGGGGCUGGUGCAGGCUCUGCUGGGACCCGCUGGCUUUGGCCAUUGCUCUUGCCUGCAGGAAUUCUGUGGGGCAAGAGCUGAUCCUGGCUGCAGCCAGGGAACGGGUGGGUGAGUGCUGGGAAAUGACACAACAGCCUCAGCACCACUUGGAGCACAGAGGAACAUUUUCACCCCCCUGCUCCUCCUAUAGCCUUCAGUCACCAGAGCUGUUCCCUUGGGGUUCCCUCCACUCCCCAGCACAGAAUCCACGUUCUGUUGUGCCAGGUUCUGGAUGAGCAGGAUGUGGGAACAGCACCGGAACCCCACCAGGACACCCUGCCUUGGCAAACCCCAGCGCUGGGUAUUUUCCUCUGUUCCCUGCUGAGAUGGAUUAAAGGAAAGCGAUAAGUGGAUGGGAUUUCCAUGCGUCCAGAGGGACAGGGAGAUAUUAGAGCUCUCUUCACCGAGACCCCGCACGACAUGACGGCGCAGGCCGGGGAGGAUGUGGAGAUGGCGUGCUCCUUCCGCGGCAGCGGCUCCCCCUCCUACUCCCUGGAGAUCCAGUGGUGGUACGUCCGCAACCACAAGGACUGGACGGACAAACAGACGUGGGCUUCCAGUCAGCUGCAAUCAUCACCACCAGAGGAGCCCGGGAAAGAGGCGACAAAAAUCAGCGUGGUGAAGGUGGUCGGCAGCAACAUCUCCCACAAGCUGCGGCUGUCGCGGGUGAAGCUGGAGGACGAGGGGACCUACGAGUGCCGGGUGAUCGACUCCAGCGACGGCAAGGCACGGCACCACAAGGUGAAGGCGUACCUGCGGGUGGAGGCGGCGGGGGGCCCGGGGCACCCCCAGGACACCGAGCUGCGGGAGGCGCCGCUGGCAGAGCUCGCAGCGCCGGGCUCAGCGCACGCACACCACCACCAGCACCAGCACAAAGCCGGGAGGGAGCUCAAGAAGCGCUCGGCAGACGCCUCCUGCGUGCUGUAGGUGGGCGCUGCGGGGGGACGCCGGAGCCCCCCUGCGCCCCGGACUCAGCGGGGCCAUCGAGGGUCCCGCAGCCCCUGCCAGAGACUGGCCCCAGCCCCCGGCUUGUCCAGCCCCCCUCGCCCCCUCCCUGUCCCCGGGGCCCGGCGGUGCCAGGGCUCGGCGCGGCGCGGGGCCGGACCCGCCGGUGCCACGGCUGCAUCCCGGGGCCGUGCCCGGGGCCAGGGCGUGUGCCCACGCGUGGUGUCCCCAUCCCCGGCCUCGUGCGGGCGGUGCCGCGGGCUGUGCUGUGCCCCAGCUCUGCGCCCCACGGGACCCUCCCUGCCCUCCCCCGUGCUUCGCAGACCCAGCCGCCUGUUCCUGUAGGUUGCCCCGUUUAGUUGCUCGGUUCCAGCCCCACAGUGCGUGUCUAAGUUCCAGCCUCCAUCCUACAGCCCGUGUGUAUCCCCCCGCCCUGCCCUGCCCUGCCCUGCCUGCCCCGCAGCCCCCAGCACGUCAAGGCCUGAGCUCAGCAGAGGAAGGACGGCGCGGCACAUUGCUGGCACCUCGGGCAUCGCUCAGCCAGGCAGCUGCCCGUGCUCCGUGUGUGCCCGGGAAGGCAGACACCUCCUGUGCCAUGGGCGCUGGCCCCUCGCACCCAUCACUCCUCUCCCCUCGCAUCUCACCCAGGAUGGGGCGCUCACCCUCCAGCCCCGUCCAGCCCAUCCCGCCGCCCGUGCUGCCGUGGCUCCCGGCCCCCUCCCGGUGCAGCAUCCCUCCCCUCCAGGCCACAGCAGCACGCUGCCCCGGCAGGGUCUGGCCCAGGGGCUCUUGUGCCGCAGUGCCAACAGCAGAGCCCGUCCCUGCUGUGCCCAGGGUGACCGCGGCCGCUGGGGCCGGAGCUGCGGGGAGAGAGAGGGGGGCCCGAGCCUCCCCCCGGGUGCUGCUCCCCUGCUGCCCCCCAGCCUGCCGCCAUCAGACCUGCUGCAGCUAAUAAAGCUCUUUAAAGGAA
This is a messenger RNA of Melospiza melodia melodia, 2411 nucleotides long. It is a transcript of the gene VSTM2L, whose product is annotated as V-set and transmembrane domain containing 2 like. The transcript has 4 exons. NCBI's taxonomy places the organism in Eukaryota, Metazoa, Chordata, Aves, Passeriformes, Passerellidae. The record is from RefSeq and is a predicted model, not a curated record. Gene Ontology annotation, cellular component: membrane. Bases 860 to 1423 code for a protein of 187 amino acids.